Molecule: messenger RNA, 3396 nt
Organism: Thamnophis elegans (Western terrestrial garter snake)
Lineage: Eukaryota; Metazoa; Chordata; Lepidosauria; Squamata; Natricidae
Gene: SMARCC1
Product: SWI/SNF related, matrix associated, actin dependent regulator of chromatin subfamily c member 1
Exons: 27
Biological process (GO): positive regulation of DNA-templated transcription
Cellular component (GO): npBAF complex; SWI/SNF complex; nBAF complex
Molecular function (GO): histone binding; nucleosomal DNA binding
Source: RefSeq, a predicted model, not a curated record
GGCCUGAGGCAACCCCGGCCGAGGAGCAGUCGCGAGCUCGGCGUUGAGGCGGCGCGUGCGCGGAAAGAGCGAGCGAGAGAGAGGGAGAGAAAGAGAGAGAGCGACGGCGAGCGAACAGCCUCAGUAGCCGCCGCGGCGCCUCCUCGGCCGCGCAUGCGCGGAGCGAGGAAAGUGGGCGGCGCGGGGCCCCGGCGACGGCGGCGGCGACGGCGCGGUAGGCCCGGCAGGACAAUGGCGGCGGCCUCGGCCUCGGUAACGGCGGCCUCGAGUCCCGUGUCGGGGCCUGGAACCGUCGUCGGAGGCAGCGGGCCCGGUUCGGCUUCUUCGUCCUCGUCGUCGUCGUCGUUUUCUUCCGCCGGCCCUUUGUCGCUUUCCCGCCGGAAAGACGGAGGCCCCGCCGGGAAAUUCUGGGAAAGCGCCGACACGGCUUCGCAGUUGGAAGCCGCCCGGGUUUGGCUGGCUAAGCAUUACAAGAAGUAUGUCCAGGCCGAUGCACCGACCAAUAAAACCCUGGCUGGGCUGGUUUCCCAAUUGCUGCAGUUCCAGGAAGAUGCCUUCGGAAAACAUGUGGCCAAUCCUGCCUUUACCAAGUUUCCGGCCAAGUGCUUCCUGGAUUUCAAAGCUGGAGGGACGUUGUGUUACAUCCUCGGUGCCGCUUACAAGUACAAGAACGAGCAAGGAUGGAGGAGAUUCGACUUGCAAAACCCUUCACGGAUGGACCGAAACGUGGAAAUGUUUAUGAACAUCGAAAAAACAUUAGUGCAGAAUAACUGUCUAAGCAGACCAAGCAUCUACCUCAUUCCGGACAUCGAGCUGAAAGUGGCUAACAAGCUCAAAGACAUUGUCAAGCGCCAUCAGGGGACCAUCACAGACGACAAGUCGAAAGCCACACAUCAUAUAUACCCUAUUCCUACCUCACUGGAUGAAGAUGACUGGCUGAGACCCGUGAUGAGAAAAGACAAGCAAGUUCUGGUGCAUUGGGGUUAUUACCCAGACAGCUACGACACCUGGGUCCAUGCGAGCGAAGUCGAAGCGGAGAUCGAAGAGCCUCCCAUUCCUGAAAAGCCCUGGAAGGUCUACGCCCGAUGGAUCCUGGACAUGGACGUUUUCAACGAAUGGAUGAACGAAGAAGACUACGAGGUGGAUGAGAACAAGAAGCCAGUCAGCUUUCGGCAACGGAUUUACCUGAGAAAUGAAGAGCCGGUCCGUAGCCCCGAACGACGAGAUAGAAAGGCAGCUACCGGAACCCGGAAGAGGAAGGCCUCUCCUUCGCCCCCACCACCUCCCACCCCGGUGGAAUCCAGGAAGAAAGUUGGCAAGAAGGGACAAGCCAGCCUCUACGGGAAGCGACGCGGUCAGAAAGAAGAGGAGGAGCAGGACGAUCUGACCAAGGACAUGGAGGACCCCACCCCUGUGCCGAACGUUGAGGAGGUGGCCCUUCCCAAAAACGUCAAUCCGAAGAAGGACAGCGAAAACACCCCGGUCAAAGGAGGCACCGUCGCGGAUCUUGAUGAACAAGACGAAGAGACAAUGACGGCCGGAGCAAAGGAGGACGAAGAUCCCAACAAAGGGGACCAGGGACGGUCCCUCGACACCGGAGAAGACAACGUCACUGAACAGACCAACCACAUCAUCAUUCCCAGCUAUGCCUCCUGGUUCGACUACAAUUGCAUCCAUGUCAUCGAACGCCGGGCGCUUCCCGAAUUCUUCAAUGGGAAAAACAAAUCCAAGACUCCGGAAAUAUACUUAGCGUACCGCAAUUUCAUGAUCGACACCUACCGCUUGAACCCUCAAGAAUAUUUGACCAGCACGGCCUGCCGAAGAAACUUGACCGGCGACGUUUGUGCAGUCAUGAGGGUCCACGCCUUUCUGGAGCAGUGGGGGCUGAUCAAUUACCAAGUGGAUCCGGAAAGUCGACCCAUGGCCAUGGGACCCCCGCCCACCCCCCACUUCAAUGUGCUGGCGGACACCCCUUCGGGACUCAUGCCGCUCCACCUGCGGACUGCUCAGAUUCCAGCUUCCCAACAAAUGCUGAACUUCCCGGAGAAAAACAAAGAAAAACCCACCGAUCUGCAGAAUUUUGGCCUCCGGACGGACAUCUACUCCAAGAAAACUUUAGCCAAGAGCAAAAGCGCCAACGCUGGCCGAGAAUGGACAGAACAAGAGACUCUGCUUCUGCUUGAGGCGUUGGAGAUGUACAAGGAUGAUUGGAAUAAAGUCUCCGAGCACGUCGGGAGUCGAACCCAGGACGAGUGCAUCCUCCAUUUUCUCAGGCUCCCCAUCGAAGACCCUUACCUGGAGAAUUCGGACUCCUCCCUCGGACCCUUGGCCUACCAGCCCGUCCCAUUCAGCCAAUCCGGGAAUCCGGUUAUGAGCACCGUGGCUUUCCUGGCCUCAGUGGUGGAUCCUCGGGUGGCUUCAGCAGCCGCCAAAGCAGCUUUAGAGGAAUUUUCCCGCGUCCGAGAAGAAGUCCCUCUGGAACUGGUGGAGGCCCACAUCAGGAAGGUCCAAGAAGCCGCCCGGGUUUCGGGGAAAGUGGACCCCACUUACGGGCUCGAGAGUAGCUGCAUCGCUGGAACGGCCCCUGACGAGCCAGAGAAAAUGGAUGGAGCCCAAGAGGACAAGAUGGAGACGGACGCAGACGCCCCACAGACAGAGAAAGUCAAGGUCGAGAGCAAAGGGGAGAACGAAAUAGACGCAAACAAGCUAACAGAAGGAGAUGAGGAGAGAAUCGUUGAAAAGGAACAAGAUAGCGACGCGUCUCAAGAUUCGAAACAAGACGACAAGAACGCCGAUGACAACAAGGAGAACUUCGACGUCGGCAAAGAGAAGGAAGUCAGUGGCGGGAAGCGGCGCUCUGAGCACGAACUCUCCGAAGGGAACGUCGCCACGGCUGCAGCUGCCGCCCUGGCUUCAGCCGCCACCAAAGCCAAGCAUCUGGCUGCCGUGGAGGAACGGAAGAUCAAAUCUCUGGUGGCCCUCCUGGUGGAAACCCAGAUGAAGAAACUGGAGAUCAAACUUCGUCAUUUUGAAGAGCUGGAAACCAUCAUGGACCGAGAGAAGGAAGCGCUGGAGCAGCAGAGACAGCAGCUGCUCACCGAGCGUCAAAACUUCCACAUGGAGCAGCUGAAAUACGCCGAACUCCGAGCCCGACAACAAUUAGAACAGCAGCAGCAACAACAGCAGCAACAACAGAGCCAGAACGCACAACAAUCGCACCAGCACACCAGUGGUCCAGGCAUGAAUCCUCUGGGGACAGCCUUGUCAUCUCACCAGCAGCCUCCCCCUUAUCCCAUGAUGCUUCACCAGAUGCCCCCACCUCACCCUCCUCAACCAGGUCCCAUCCUCGGACAGGGCUCCAUGAUGCCCGGACAGCCCCUGCCAGGCCGUAUCAUG